AUGGGGAAACAUGUGGUAGCCAUCCUUCUCCUUUCCAAUCUCUUGAUGAGCCUCGCCUGCGGCCCGCCAUGUCACCCCCCCAAACAUCCCCCCAAGAUCAAACCCCCCCACGCGAAGCCCCCCCACAAGCCACCAGUCAAGCCGCCGCGCCCGCCAGUCAAGCCCCCGCGUCCGCCGUCGGCACCGCCCCAGAUUCCGCCGCCGCCCGCGCCGCCCCCGCCGCCGCCGCCGUACCCCGCUCCAUCGCCUCCGGUUGCACCAGUUGCCCCCCCUGCGCCGCCUGUAGGGCCGUCCCCGCCGCCGUCGCCGGCGGUGGGGCAGUGCCCAAUCGACGCCCUGAAGCUGGGGGCGUGCGUGGACCUGCUGAGCGGCCUGGUGCACGUGAUAAUUGGGAGGGAGGUGAAGGAGAAGUGCUGCCCGCUGAUCCAAGGCCUGGCGGGGCUCGACGCCGCCGUCUGCCUCUGCACCACCAUCCGCGCCAAGCUGCUUAACCUCAACCUCAUACUCCCUAUCGCCCUCGAGCUCAUCGUUGGCUGCGGCAAGUCCGUCCCCCCUGGAUUCCGCUGCCCUCCCCUCCACUAA
This is a messenger RNA of Spirodela intermedia, 582 nucleotides long. Lineage: Eukaryota; Viridiplantae; Streptophyta; Magnoliopsida; Alismatales; Araceae. The record is from the annotation of a GenBank genome assembly.